Penicillium cinerascens is the source of this 1053-nucleotide messenger RNA. RefSeq names its product allergen Asp F4 (gene aspf4). Gene Ontology annotation, molecular function: IgE binding. The record is from RefSeq and is a predicted model, not a curated record. NCBI's taxonomy places the organism in Eukaryota, Fungi, Ascomycota, Eurotiomycetes, Eurotiales, Aspergillaceae. Gene Ontology annotation, cellular component: extracellular region. The transcript has a single exon. The coding region runs from base 1 to 1053 and encodes 350 amino acids.
AUGCACUUCAAAAACUCCUUCCUUCUGGCUUCGACCUUGACCGCGAGCACCGCCGUCGCCCGCCUCCACGGUCAUGAGCGCCGCCACGCCCACCCCAAGGUCGAGAUCGAGAUCGAGCCCGAGCUUCCCACCGUCACCGAUGCCCCCAAGCUCGAGGACCGUAACGUUGGUGAUAUCGUGACUGCCACUAUCAACGGUGUUCUCGAGACCUGGAUCAACGAGUGGUCUGGUGAGGUUGCCUCCGCGUCUUCUUCCUCUUCCUCCUCGUCCGCCACCUCUAUCGUCGUGCCCGCGGCCAUCUCUGCGGCUCCCGCUCCCGAAUUCACUGCCACUCCCAGCCAAGUCGAGUCCACCGUCACUCCCGUCCCUACCUCGUCCCCAUCCGGUGGUGACUGGUACGAGACCCCCUCCAGCGGCUCGUACUCCCGCGCUGGAUUCGGCGGCCAGUCCAAGAGCGAGACCACUGGUCUCCUUGACUGGGACUAUGUCGGCAAUGUCGGUAUCCCCUGGGGUAGCAACAUCAUCGAGGUCUCCGAGGCCAACGCCAACCAGUACAAGCACGUCAUGCGUUUCGAGGGUAGUGAGAUUGAGCCUUGGACCGUUUUGUUCUGGAACACCUACGGCCCCAACGGCAAGAUGGACGGCUUCUGGAAGCCCAACGCUGCUCUUCAGUUCACUCUUGAGAAGGGUGAGGUCAAGUACGUCGCUGUUGACGACAACUCCCAGGGUGGCUGGGCUGCCGCUCCUGGUGAAAUUCCCACCACCAAUUUCGGCCAGUAUGCUGCCACCUGGGGUGAGUUUGACAUGAGCAAUGCGAAGAACGACUACUAUUCCGGCUGGGACGUUUCCUGCAUCAUUGCUGAGCUCAACGGCCUGGAAAUCCAGGGUAUGAAGAUUUGCAACCACCAGGGUGGUGACUGCUCCUACAUCGGCAAGGGUCUGGAAGGCCUCCUUAGCGCCUACACCUCUGCCGACCAGGGCAACGAUCACAAGGCCGUCGCCCAGGCCCCUGGUCCCGUCCGCCUGACCGUCACGCUCGACUACGUCCACUAA